This is a messenger RNA of Venustampulla echinocandica, 1281 nucleotides long. RefSeq lists its product as uncharacterized. NCBI's taxonomy places the organism in Eukaryota, Fungi, Ascomycota, Leotiomycetes, Helotiales, Pleuroascaceae. The record is from RefSeq and is a predicted model, not a curated record. The transcript is spliced from 4 exons. Bases 1 to 1281 code for a protein of 426 amino acids. Gene Ontology annotation, cellular component: mitochondrion.
AUGAAGCGACAAAAGAAGAGCUCUGCAGGCCUGCAAACAACUCAGCAUGAGAACCCAACCAACAGCGACGGACCCCUCUUCUUCUACAUGCCAGACACCACACACGGCGAGUUCUGCCAGUGGUUUCCCUCCACUUUUACCAUCAGCAAGACCCAGAUGUCCUCACUAAUCGGCCACGCCAUAGACGAUGGCGACGCCGAGGACAGCAUUACUUUCACUUGCGCUGAACAGUUCAUGAUGUACUGCAAAGCCGGCCGAUUCCACGACAAAGAGACUCAAAGACGAGUCCUCGCAACUACGUCCCCUAAGGAGCAGAAACACCUAGGCAAGUUGACGGCAGGAUUCACGGACGCGAGCUGGGACGAGGUUAAGAGUGCGGUGGUUCUGGCUGGUACCAUUGCCAAGUUCGGACAGAAUCCGAAAUUGAAGGGCAAGCUGCUGGCUACUGGUGAUCGGUUGCUGGCGGAGGCAGCAUCAAGGGAUAGGAUAUGGGGUAUUGGAUAUACCGCUAAGCAUGCUAUGUCAUAUAACGAAUCCCUGCGCUUCAAAGAACGAAUCCUGCCUUUCAACAUUACCGAGCUCAAGAAAGUUGCUGCUGCAGCUGUCAACAAAGAUGUGACGAGUGUUCAAAGCUUCCGAAAGCUUGCGGAAGGCGGUUUUAAUCGAACCUUCGAGCUCACUAUUGAUGGCCUUCAAGUCGUCGCUAAACUUCCAUACCCGUCAACUUAUCUGAAGCAUUAUUCUGUGGCUAGUGAGGUGGCUACCAUAACUCUUGUCAGGUCAUAUGGAGUAACAGUCCCAAAAAUUCUAGGCUAUUCUGUUACACAUAGCAAUGCGGUUGGCGCCGAAUAUAUAAUUAUGGAGAAGGCUAGUGGGAGGGAGAUUGGUGAUAUUUAUGGCACCGAAACUGUAGAUGUUACAGCAGGCGACGCUGCAGGUAAAGAUGCAUGUCCAAGUGCUAGACAGAAGUGUAUCGGCCCUAAUGUGGCACAGAAAUGGUGGUUUGAGCAGCGCUCCCGCCUGAAAGUUCAUUGUGGACCUUUCUUACAGGCAGACCAAGCAUUUACGGCAAGCCCGAUCAAGGAGUUGACAUGGCUUAAAGCGCACGCUUAUCCUCGUCUCCCUUAUGUUAUUCCACACAGGGAACUAUAUGGCUACCAAAUGGUGUCUCCUGCGGAAAUAUAUCCAAAUUGCUCCUCAUCUAGUGCCCAAGGACGAGGAGUAUCUAUUACGCCCAAUUCUAGGUCAUCCGAAUUUGCAGCCAUACAACAUUUUUGUUGA